Messenger RNA from Saccharomyces eubayanus, 1722 nucleotides. RefSeq names its product glycolipid translocation protein (gene RFT1). The record is from RefSeq and is a predicted model, not a curated record. Gene Ontology annotation, biological process: dolichol-linked oligosaccharide biosynthetic process; glycolipid translocation. Bases 1 to 1722 code for a protein of 573 amino acids. The transcript has a single exon. NCBI's taxonomy places the organism in Eukaryota, Fungi, Ascomycota, Saccharomycetes, Saccharomycetales, Saccharomycetaceae. Gene Ontology annotation, cellular component: endoplasmic reticulum membrane.
AUGGAGAAGAAAACCCCACACUUGCCUUCCACCAGUGAGCAGAUCCUGGAGAGGUCUACGAAAGGAGCCACGUUCCUCAUGAUGGGCCAGCUGUUUACCAAGAUGGUGACUUUCGUACUGAACAACUUGUUGAUUAGGUUUCUGUCGCCAAGAAUUUUCGGCAUCACUGCCUUUUUGGAGUUCAUACAAGGAACAGUACUGUUUUUCAGUAGAGAUGCCAUUCGUUUGUCCACGUUGAGGAUCUCAGAUUCUGGUAACGGUAUAGUCGAUGACGACAGCGAGGACUACCAGGAGACGCACUAUAAGUCCAAGGUGUUGCAGACUGCGGUCAACUUUGCUCACAUUCCGCUUUGGAUCGGGUUCCCGCUGUCCAUUGGUCUUACCGCAUGGCAGUAUAGAAACAUCAAUGCGUAUUUCAUCACGCUACCAUUUUUCACGUGGUCGAUCUUUCUUAUUUGGCUCAGCAUUAUUGUYGAACUGCUGAGCGAGCCAUUCUUUAUCGUCAACCAGUUUAUGUUGAAUUAUGCCGCGAGAUCGAGAUUCGAAAGCAUUGCGGUGACCACCGGGUGUAUUGUCAAUUUUAUAGUUGUUUACGCUGUUCAGCAGUCUCGCUACCCGAUGGGAAUUGUCACUGCAGAUAGUGACAAGGAAGGUAUCGCUAUACUGGCGUUUGCAUUGGGAAAAGUGACUCAUUCGAUCACUUUAUUAGGGUGUUACUACUGGGACUAUCACAAGAAUUUCAAACCAAAGAAAUUGUUCAGCACUAAAUUGACGAAGAUAAAAUCAUCUGAGAGUAACGAAAUAAAGAAAAAUUACUCGAAAAACUCAUCUUAUUUCUUCCAAAAUGAUAUCUUGGAGCAUUUUAAAAAAGUAUAUUUCCAACUAUGUUUCAAGCAUUUGUUGACAGAAGGUGAUAAGCUGAUUAUCAACUCCUUAUGUACUGUGGAAGAGCAAGGUAUCUAUGCUUUACUGUCCAACUACGGGUCGCUACUGACACGGUUAUUAUUCGCACCCAUCGAAGAAUCCCUGCGAUUGUUUCUGGCUCGUCUGCUGUCAUCUCAUAACCAAAAGAAUUUGAAACUAGCCAUUGAAGUCUUGGUCAAUUUGACUAGGUUUUACAUCUACCUAUCGUUAAUGAUCAUCGUAUUUGGGCCUGUCAACUCGUCCUUUUUGUUGCAGUUCUUGAUUGGCUCUAAAUGGUCCACUACUUCCGUCUUGGACACCAUAAGAGUUUACUGUUUCUAUAUCCCAUUCUUAUCCCUCAAUGGUAUUUUUGAAGCAUUCUUUCAAAGUGUGGCUACGGGUGACCAAAUCUUGAAGCAUUCAUACUUUAUGAUGGCGUUUUCUGGUAUCUUCUUGCUCAAUUCCUGGGCUCUUAUUGAAAAGCUCAAACUCUCCAUCGAAGGGUUAAUUGUCAGUAAUAUCAUCAACAUGAUUUUGAGAAUUUUGUAUUGUGGGGUUUUUCUUAACAAAUUCCACAGGGAAUUAUUUACGGAUUCUUCUUUUUUUUUCAAUUUUAAGGAUUUCAAAACAGUCAUAGUUGCAGGUUUGACAGUUUGCCUAGUCGAUUGGUGGUUUAUAGGGUACGUUAAAAAUUUGCAGCAGUUUUUUGUCAAUGUUUUAUUUGCUUUGGGAUUACUAGCACUAAUCAUGGUCAAAGAACGUCAAACUAUACAAUCGCUCAUUAACAAAAGGGCGAUGUCUGGUUCUAAAGAUGUAUAG